AUGCGUCAGUCGAUAAUCGGCGGACCGGCAGAUCUAACCGCCGUUAGCCGAAAGAACUGCUCGCUGUCCGUUCAGACGGAUGUGGGAACCAACUGGGAGUUCGAGAACUGCUUAUACCUUCAAUCGGGCGGCGGAUUCACCUUCCAUUGGACAUACGAUCGCCCCACCCGCAUUCUCGACGGCGCGUUUUCCGCAGACUGGGAGGGGUGGGUGGGGUGGGGUAUAGGCGUGCGCAUGGUGGGGGCGAGCGCGCUCGUGGCGUUCCGCUCAAGCGAGACGGAGUACUACUUCUCCCAAUACUACCUGGCGGACUAUAACGCGAGUUUGAUAAAGCCGGACACUGGGAUCCUGGAGUUGGUUCCUAACAGCAUCAAGGUGCACAUUCAAGGCGCUACAGUGCGAGUGAUGUUUGCGGUGGUGCUACCGGAGGGGCAGACGCCAGGGCUGUAUGUGAUCAUGGCCAAGGGCCAGGGGGGCAACGGUGACACGGGGGCUUUGGAGCCCCACAGCCCCUUCAACACCGCUCGAACUUACCUGCGCCUGGCAGGUGAGGGAUUAAAUCAGGGUUUCCAAUACGGGGUUGAGGGGUGUCAUGUGAGCGAGGGGUGUGAUGUGAGCGAGGGGUGUGAUGUGAGCGAGGGGUGUGAUGUGAGCGAGGGGUGUGAUGUGAGCGAGGGGCAGGCGCCGGACCCCCCCAGUGGUUGCAAGCAGCGCAUGGUCUCGUCAACCUCCUCGCCUGGGGCCUCAUUCUCCCCAUCGGCAUGCUACUCGCCCGCCAUCUCCCAUUCUCAGUCCCAACCAUGUCUUACUGUUCCCCUCACUUUCUUACUCUCAGGCGCCGGACCCCCCCAGUGGUUGCAAGCAGCACAUGGUUUGGUCAACCUCCUUGCCUGGGGCCUCAUCCUCCCCAUCGGCAUGCUACUCGCCCGCCAUCUCCCCCAACUCGACCCCUCCUCUUCCUCCUCCUCCUCCGCCUCCGCCUCCUCCGCCCCCUCCUCCGCCUUCCCCUUCCCCUCAUCCUCCGUGGCUGUGGUAACCUCUGGCCCAGGGACUCCCUCCUGGGUGAAGCUGCAUAGGAUGGUGCAGGCGGGGGGGUAUGCUUUGGGCGCGUUUGGCUUCUUCCUCGGGCUGCUCAUGUGGGGGGACGCGCAUGAGGGGCAUGUGCGCCUGAGGGGCGUGGGGGGGGAGGAGGCGGGGGAGUUUGACCCGGGGGCGCACAGGCGGUACGGCAUCACGCUCUUCAUUCUCGCUUCCUUCCAGGUGACUGCUCUCAUGGUCAUCCCCCACAAGGACGCCCUCCUGCGCCCCUGGUGGAACCUGCUGCACCACUGGAACGGACGCCUUGUGGUGCUGCUGGGAGUGAUCAACGUGUGGCAUGGCAUCUCGCUGCUGCACCCGCACUCCAUGGUGUGGUCUUUCCUGUACGGCAUUCCCUUUGGCCUCCUCCUCAUCAUCGCAUCGCUCCUCGAGGCCUUCACCCUCUGGAAGUGGCUCAUGGACGAUGCACCCACCACCGCCUUCCAGCGCUGGGUACAGUCUAUGGUUCCGGCGCACAUGCAUCGCCGCUACAUGUCGCUGCACCAGGGAGCCGAAGCCGAAGCUCCUGUGGAUCUCAGCGAUGGGGAGAUCGAAUUCAUGGCUUCCAAAUUCCGACAAGAGCUGGAAUACAAAUACAUUCGCCGCCGGCCCGCCCAUUCGGUCUCCGCCUCCGCGGCUUCCGCAGGUGAAUCCAUGGCGGAACCCGCGGCGGGAGCGGCGGGUGCGGCGGGCGCAGGGGUGGCGAUGGAGGUGGAGGUGAAGCUGCGGCUGGCGAACAAGGAGGCGCACGCGCGCGUGGCGGAGCUCCUCUCGGCCAAUCACCGCGUGACACAUCAGCAGGAGAACGUGUUUUUCGACGGGGCGAACGGCGAGCUGAGCCGUAACCGCAUUGUGUUGCGCCUUCGCUUCUACAACAGUGACAGCAAGUGCGUUGUGACUGUAAAGGGGAAGACUAUUAUGGCGGAUGGCAUUGGGCGCUCCACUGAGGAGGAGGAGGACAUCGAACCUGCCUUUGGCCGCGCAUGUGUGGCGGACCCAUCGUUGCUGCAAUCCGCAUCAACACCUCUUCUCUCCUCCCUGCCUGCUCGCUUCUCCUGCCCACAGUUUGUGUGUCUGGGGGGGUUCCGCAACACUAGGAGCGUGUUUGAGUGGCGGGGAAACACAAUCGAGCUCGAUGAGACUCAGUUUGCCUUUGGCACGCAAUAUGAGAUCGAGUGCGAGACAAGUCAGCCCGAGCAACUCAAAGCAGAGCUGGGGGAAUUUCUGCAAGAGCACAAUGUGCCCUUCUCCAACAGCAGCAGCACAAAGUUUGGCAUCUUUCGGGCAGGGAAACUGCCCGAAUAA
Closterium sp. Yama58-4 is the source of this 2382-nucleotide messenger RNA. Lineage: Eukaryota; Viridiplantae; Streptophyta; Zygnematophyceae; Desmidiales; Closteriaceae. The record is from the annotation of a GenBank genome assembly.